CAGUGUGGACCGAACGAAGUCUACAAGUAUUGCGGGAGUGCGUGUCCAAAGGUUUGUGGAAAGAACGACUUCGAGCCAUGUCCAACCAUCUGCGUGCAAGGAUGUUUCUGCAAGCAGGGUUAUAUUCUUAAUCGAAAAGGUGGCCAAUGUAUUCGUGAAAGUCACUGCAGAGGCCACGUCUAUCCAAAACAGAAGCAUUUACAUCGAUGCGGUCCAAACGAAAUUUACAGUAGAUGCGGGACGCAAUGUCCAGCGAUUUGUGGUCAAAGGGAACCUGAAGUUUGCACACUGGCUUGUGUGGCCGGAUGUUUUUGCAAGUCCGGUUAUAUUCUUGACCGAAUGAACGGAAAAUGUAUUCGUCAUGCUGACUGCCGAGCAGGUCAGCUCAAAUCGACUGCUAAUUGA
Messenger RNA from Anisakis simplex (herring worm), 405 nucleotides. NCBI's taxonomy places the organism in Eukaryota, Metazoa, Nematoda, Chromadorea, Rhabditida, Anisakidae. The record is from the annotation of a GenBank genome assembly.